UUUAGAAGUCGGAAGCAUCAAAUCCAUCCACUCAUUUUCCCUCCCUCCCUCCCUCGAAAACACAAAGCCGAACACCAUGGAGGCUGGGAUCCUCCAUUCCCUCGCUCCUAGUCCUAAAUCACCGCCACCGUCAUUCUUCGCCUUCACAACCACCACCACCGCCACCACCACCUCUCCUCCCCUCCUCCUCCUCCCUCGACGCCGGCGUCCCAUCCCCACCGUCAAGGCCAGCGCCACCGGAGGCUCCGGGGACGACGAGCGGAGUAACCCCGCGCCGCCGACAACGCCGCCGGACGCGGUGGAGAUACGGUUCCGGAGGGGGUCGAGGAGGAGGAGCAGGCAGCAGCAGAGGGAGGACGGAGCGGGCGGGGGAGCGGCGAAGGCGGCGACGGAGAGGGCGACGGCGACGGCGACGCCGAAGAGGUGGGAGGAGAUGAGCGUGGCGGAGAAGGCGGUGGAGCUGUACGUGGGGGAGAAGGGGCUGCUGUUCUGGCUCAACAAGUUCGCCUACGCUUCGAUCUUCAUCGUGAUCGGAGCUUGGAUCCUGUUCAGGUUCGUCGGGCCUUCGCUCAAUCUGUACCAGCUGGACUCUCCUCCUCUGUCGCCGACGUCCAUACUCAAGGGCUGAGAUCGUCUCCAAAAUUCACGACUGGGUUUCUGCUCCUCAAGAGAAACAGAUUUGAUUUCUCUCUCUAGUUCCCCCCCACUUUUUGCUGUGUU
Molecule: messenger RNA, 720 nt
Organism: Rhodamnia argentea
Lineage: Eukaryota; Viridiplantae; Streptophyta; Magnoliopsida; Myrtales; Myrtaceae
Exons: 2
Coding region: 77-628 (183 amino acids)
Cellular component (GO): chloroplast
Source: RefSeq, a predicted model, not a curated record